Durusdinium trenchii is the source of this 1713-nucleotide messenger RNA. The record is from the annotation of a GenBank genome assembly. NCBI's taxonomy places the organism in Eukaryota, Dinophyceae, Suessiales, Symbiodiniaceae.
AUGGGAAGGUUUCAGAGCUUUCCAGCGCUCCUGGCUGAGUUGGAGAAGCUCCCCCAGCGAAAGUUGGACCGUCUUCGGUGGUUGGACCUGAUUGACGCCAUCCGAACACCGAAAGAGUUGGGGAUCGUGAUCGGUGCCUUGGGCAAGAGGUCCAGCUGGCGGGCCGCCGUGGCCUUGUUGCACUGUGCCUUGUGCCAUGGUGGCCGUCUACAACCAGAUCUGAUCGUCUACAACCGUGUGAUGGCCGCCUGUGAACGCGAUGGUGCGUGGCCUUGGGCCUCUUCGCUCCUGGAUGCCCUGACGAAGCGAGGCCUCGUACCCGAUGAGGUCACAUGGAACACCUUGAUCAGUGCUACUGGUCGUGGCUUUCGUUGGGACCUGUCACUGGCGCUGCUGUCCGAGAUUCAAUGCCAGUUGGGGGUUAGCACUUACAGCUUCAACUGUGCACUGGGUGCCUGCGAACGUGCUGGGCGAUGGGAGGCGGCCAUUGAGCUUUUGGCACGGAUGGGUCGGCAAAAAGCUCAAGCAGAUGAGAUCUCCUUCAGCUCAUUGAUCGAUUCAUGUGAGAAUUCGUGGCCAGCCGCGGUGAACGCCUUGCAACAGAUGUUGGAUGCAGAGUUGCGACCCAACGUCAUUACGCACAGCUCCUUGAUCCGUGUGUGCGCUACUGGGAGCCAGUGGCAGAUGGCCCUGAACCAGUUGAAGGUCAUGCGCACCGAGGCAGUGUUGCCAAACCGGAUCACCAUCAACAUCGUAUUAAGGUCCUUCACCAGCAGUGCCAAUUGGCAGCUGGCCCUGCAGCUGAUGCAAGAUGCCUUCUCUAGCGACACUAGGCCCAUCGGCACUGCUCCCGAAACAAGUCCGCGGGGACUCUUUCAAACCCGCCCAAGUCACUCUGGAAAAACAGAACCAGACAAAAAUAUGGUUGCGCUUUUAUAUAAAUUCAUUCAUUCUUCCAUUCUUUCCUUCUUUCGUGUGCGCUUUCAUGUGUUGGUGUCCCACGCCACUCUUCAUUCUUCCAGGCCACUCGCCCACGACACCUCUGCGGCGGUGCUGCGUGUUUGUGAGGCUGCAACCUGCUGGGUCACCGCAGUGCAACUGCUGGCGGAGGCAGGACAGGUGGAUUGCUACAUGCUCAGUGCAGUGAUGGGUGCGUGCGAGAGGGGAUCGAAGUGGGCGCAUGCCUUGGAGCUGCUGGACAGGGCGGUGGAAGAUCAUUUCGCGGAUCACUUCAUGUAUACAACGGCCAUCACUGCCUGUGCUAAGGGGAAGCAGUGGUCGAUGGCACUGACACUCUUCUCUCGCGGGCGGCCAGAUGUGAUCUCCUGUUCAGCAGCGCUAAGCGCGUGCGAAAAGUCUCAGAAGUGGACGUGGGCUUUGCACUUAUUUGCGGAGGCAGUGGCUACGAAGCUUAGGCUAGAUGUCAUGGCGUCAAGUGCAGCAGUGAGCACAUGUGCUGCUGCGGGCCACUGGCAGUGGGCAUUCCACUUGUUCAGUGGGAUGUGCCUGGCUGGAAUUCGGCCUGAUACCUUUGCCUUCAAUGCCGUUUGCAGCUCAUGCGACACACCUACGGAGUGGCCUUUGACGCUAAUCUUCCUGGACGAAAUGAAGGCACAAGACGACCAUAUGUUUAAGGUGGCAGUUCGUGGUUCCAAGGUGAGAAUGCCUCCAAUUCAAGCGAUUUGUUUCGAAGCAACAAAGACAGUUCAAUGA